CCUACAACUAUCACAGAGGCUCCAACAACCACAGUGGCACCUACAACUACAACAGCUGCUCCCACAACAACCACAGCUGCCCCUACAACUACCACAGAGGACAACAUAACAACCAAAAGCGCACAUACAACUACAUCUGAGGCUCCAACAACAACCCCAGCUGCACCUACAACAACCACAGUGGCACCUACAACUACAACAGACGCUCCAACAACAACAACAUCUUCUCCCACUACAACCACAGCUGCACCUACAACUACAACAGAGAAUCCGACAACUACAACGGCUGUUCCCACUAAGACCACAGCUGCACUUUCAACUACAACAGAGGCUUCAACAACAACAGCUUCUCCCACUACUACCAUAGCUGCUCCCAUUACUACCACAGCUGCAGCUACAACUACAACAGAGGCUUCAACAACAACCCCAGCUGCACCUACAACUACAACAGAGAAUCCAACAACAACGGCUGCUCCCACUACAACCACAGCUGCUCCAACUACAACCACAACUUCUCCCACUACGACCAUAGCUGCUCCAACUACAACCACAGCUCCCCGUAACACUACUAAAGAGAAUCCAACAGCAAUCAGUGCUUCUCCCACUACGACCACAGCUGCUCCAAGUACAACCACAGCUUCUCCCACUACAACCACAGCUGCACCUACAAAUUCCCCAACAACUACCACAGAGGCUCCAACGACAACAGCCGCUCCUAUUACAACAUUAACUGGAUCUAUAAUACCAACAGAGGCCUCAACUACAACCACAGCUUCUCCCACUACAACCACAGCUGCACCUACAACUACAACAGAGAAUCCGACAACAACAACGGCUGCUCCUACUAAGACCACAGCUGCACUUACAACUACAACAGAGGCUCCAACAUCAACAGCUUCUCCCACUACCAGCAUAGCUGCUCCCAUUAUUACCACAGCUGCAGCUACAACUACAACAGAGGCUUCAACAACAACCACAGCUGACCCUACAACUACCACAGAGUCUCCAACAGAGACAACAGCCGCUCCUACUACCACCACACCUAACCCAACAACUACAACAGAAGCUCCAACAACAUCCAACGAUUCUCCCACUACAACCACCUCUGUACCUACAACUACAACAGAUGCUCCAACAACAACAGCUACUCCCACUACAACCACCUCUGUACCUACAACUACAACAGAUGCUCCAACAACAACAGCUGCUCCCACUACAACAACAGCUUCGCCUACAACUAUCACAGAGGCUCCAACAACCACAGUGGCACCUACAACUACAACAGCUGCUCCCACAACAACCACAGCUGUCCCUAAAACUACCAAAGAGGAUCAAACAACAACCAAGAGUGCACUUACAGCUACAUCAGAGGCUCCAACAACAACCACAGCUGCACCUACAACUACAACAAAGGCUCAAACAACAACGGCUGCUCCCACUACAACCACAGCUGCUCCAACUACAAGCACAGUUUCUUCCACUACGACCACAGCUGCUCCCACAACAACCACAGCUACCCAUAGAGCUACAACAGAGGCUCCAACAACAACCACAGCUGCUCCCACUACAACCACAGCUAACCCAACAACCACAGCUGCAGCUAAAACUACAACAGAGGCUCCAACAAUAACCACAGCUGCUCCCACUACAACCACCUCUGUACCUACAACUACAACAGAUGCUCCAACAACAACAGCUGCUCCCACUACAACAACAGCUUCGCCU
Messenger RNA from Hypomesus transpacificus, 1725 nucleotides. Its product is annotated as mucin-5AC-like. Lineage: Eukaryota; Metazoa; Chordata; Actinopteri; Osmeriformes; Osmeridae. The transcript has 2 exons. The record is from RefSeq and is a predicted model, not a curated record. The annotation marks the transcript as partial.